CCUCGCUCGCCUGUCAGAGCGCCGGACGCGAGCCGCGCGGGAGGACUGGGGCUUGCACCAUGCUGCUGCUGGGGCUGCUGCUGCCGCUGCUCUUGGCUCGGCCCCUGCCGGGCGGCGCGCAAGAGCCCGAGGCGGCGUGCGGCCCGGACGGCUGCUACGCCGUCUACUUCCAGCGCCGCGGCUUCCUCGACGCCUGGCGCAGCUGCCGGGAGCUGGGCGGCGACCUGGCCACGGUGAAGCACCACGAUGAGGCCGCCCAGGUGGCCGAGCUGCUGCGGGGCAGCGUCGGGGCCCGGGUGGAGCGCAGCCCGCGGCUCUUCUGGAUCGGUCUGCAGCGCCAGCCCCGCCAGUGCUUCCCGCUGCGGCCUCUGCGGGGCUUCACGUGGACCACGGGCGAGCAGGACACCUUCUACACCAACUGGGCUCGGCCGGCCGGCGAGGCGGGCGGCGGCAGCUGCGGGGCUGCGCGCUGCGUGGUCCUGGACGACCAGCAAGGCCAGUGGCUGGAGGGCUCGUGCACCGUGCCGGUGGACGGCUACCUGUGCCGCUUCACCUUCCAGGGCAUGUGCCCGGGCCUGGACGAAGAAGGCGGGCCGGUCACCUACACCACCCCUUUUGGGCCGGUCGGCAGCAGCCUGCGCUAUGUGCCCUUCGGCACGGUGGCGGCCGUGACGUGCGGCGGGGCCGUGCCGGCUGUUUCGGUGCUGUGCAUGCAGAAGGACGACGGCACGGUGGGCUGGUCCAAAGAGGCGCCCCUCUGCCGGGAGCACGUCUACCAACACAGCUGGUGCGAGGGCGACAACGGCGGCUGCCAGCAGCUGUGCCUGGACGAGGGACCCGGCUACUCGUGCGAGUGCCACAGCGGCUACCUCCUGAUGCCCGACGGGCACUCCUGCGCGCCCAGCGACGCCUGCCAGGGCCAGCACUGCCAGUUCGAGUGCGUGCCGGACGAGGAGGGCGGCUACCAGUGCCAGUGCCCGGAGGGCUAUGAGCUGAGCAGCGACGACCACCACUGCGAGGACCUCGACGAGUGCGCGGAGGCGCCCUGCGAGCAUCAGUGCGAGAACACCGAGGGCUCCUAUCUGUGCCGCUGCCACCUGGGCUUCAGCCCGUCGGAGGACGAGCCGGGCCACUGCACCGACACCGACGAAUGCCAGAUCCCCGGCGUGUGUCAGCAGAUGUGCGUCAACUACGUGGGAGGCUUCGAGUGCUACUGUACCGAAGGCUACGACUUGGAACCCGACGGCAUCAGCUGCAGCCCCGUGGCCCAGGCGCCCGCGCUGGCCACUGCCCAAAGCCACCAAGGCGGCGGUUUCCUCCAGCACUUCGGGGGCGGCCACGGAUGGCCCCCCGAGAUCCACGACCACGCGGAUCAUGGCCUGGCCCUGGCCGACCACUUCCCAGUCUUCCGGGACUUCGGGCUGGCCUUCCCCACAGAUGCCUCCCUGGCUGUCACUGUUCCUCCCAAACCCAGCACUGCCCCCUCAGUGUCCCACUCUCCUCCCUCAGGGCAAGAGCCCUCCCCGCCAGAGGGUGCCAGUCCUCCCAACCCCACAAGUGGUUCCUCCCCACCUUCUGCCACCGGCACCUCCAAUGCCACCCAGGCAGUCGUCCGACGAAACUCGCCCAGUGAUUCUGCAGCCACAGAGCCCCCAUUGCCAUUGUUCACCCAGGUCCCCACAGCCUCUGCCCCCUUGCCCCCUCCAGCCCUGGGGGACGCUGUGAUAGGGGGAGUCCGAGCACUGCUCCCAGCCACCCCCAGCCCGACCCCAGGCCAAGGGGAGCAGACGCGCCGGCGGCGGGAUGACCGAUGGCUGCUGGUGGCCUUGCUGGUGCCCAUGUGUGUCUUCAUAGUCAUCAUGCUGGCGCUGGGUAUUGUCUAUUGCACCCGCUGUGGGGCUCAAGCCAAGAGCCGGAGCAUCACGCAGUGUUACCGGUGGGUCAGCAGCUCGGCAACCAAGGGGGGAGCUCCACCGGCCUCCAGGCCUGCCCAGCCAGCCACUUGCCGAACCAGCGUCUGAGCCCCUGCUUGGCAGGCUCAGGUGGCACCUGGAGAGCCGGCCCAACAGACUUCAUUCCUCUCCCCAGGCAGGGAAGCAGAAACCACCAGCCGGGGCUGGGAGGCAGGUCUGCCUGGGGCAGUACAAGCAGGAACGCUGCUGGCCGGCACAAAGAGGCCAGAAACAGGACCAGGCCUCUCCUUGAGCCCGUUGGGGUUCUCCUAAUGUAGGACUCCUAAUGUAGCCAGGCUGCUCAGAACCUCUGUACCAAAGGGACAGCUGGACCCACCAACACUCCGUAACGGGGACCUUGUGCAAGCUGCACCAGCCAGAAGGAAACUUAUCCCUUCUUUGACCAAACCCUGGCUGGAAUGGGGCUCACAAGCCAUUUGGUUCAUGCCAUCGCUCCUGUUUUUAACCCCCGCCCCACAGUGAUGUCUGUUCCAUUCAAGAUACUAUGGUGGGGGGAGGCUUCGGGGCCCAGUUUUUCUAGUGGAUGAGGCAAUGCCCAUGGGGCUGCUAAAGGGGGGCAGAAUGGAGAAGUACGGUGAAGAGAUCCAGCGUGCCAGUGCAGGGCUGCAUUGAUCGUGACUGAUGAUGUACUUUUCCUUUGUGGGGGAAUUGUUCUCUGUCUCCCCCUCCCCAUUUUUUUGUGUGUGUGUGUCCAAUAAAGGGACUGGCGCCUCA
This is a messenger RNA of Eublepharis macularius, 2687 nucleotides long. RefSeq names its product CD248 molecule (gene CD248). NCBI's taxonomy places the organism in Eukaryota, Metazoa, Chordata, Lepidosauria, Squamata, Eublepharidae. Gene Ontology annotation, cellular component: extracellular matrix; external side of plasma membrane. The record is from RefSeq and is a predicted model, not a curated record. Gene Ontology annotation, biological process: cell migration. The coding region runs from base 60 to 2021 and encodes 653 amino acids. Gene Ontology annotation, molecular function: extracellular matrix binding; extracellular matrix protein binding; calcium ion binding. The transcript has a single exon.